Messenger RNA from Maniola jurtina (meadow brown), 6431 nucleotides. It is a transcript of the gene Arf51F, whose product is annotated as ADP-ribosylation factor 6. Gene Ontology annotation, cellular component: cytoplasm. NCBI's taxonomy places the organism in Eukaryota, Metazoa, Arthropoda, Insecta, Lepidoptera, Nymphalidae. The transcript has 7 exons. Bases 286 to 813 code for a protein of 175 amino acids. Gene Ontology annotation, molecular function: GTPase activity; GTP binding. Gene Ontology annotation, biological process: intracellular protein transport; vesicle-mediated transport. The record is from RefSeq and is a predicted model, not a curated record.
UUCAGUAGUGAUUUCUUUUCGAGGUGCUUGGAAACACGUGGCGCUAGUGUUCUCUCCGUCCUAGUGUGACUGUGAUUGUCAAUCGUGGAUGUGGAAUGUUUUGUGUUGUGAAUAAGUGCUAAAGGAAACUGUUGUAAUAUAAUUUGUCAUGCGGUUACGUGCGUGUAUCGUUAGAUAAGCAACGGUAGUGCUGUGGUAGUGCUGAAACUAUCCAAACAGUGUGGAAUGGUUCCGGUGUGUUGGCGUUGUCUUGUCGAUUUGCGCAGUUGAGGCGAGCUCAGCACGAUGGGGAAGCUGCUGUCGAAAAUCUUUGGCAACAAGGAGAUGAGGAUACUGAUGCUGGGACUCGACGCUGCUGGGAAGACUACUAUUUUAUAUAAAUUAAAAUUAGGUCAGUCAGUCACAACGAUACCUACAGUUGGUUUCAAUGUAGAAACUGUAACGUAUAAGAAUGUCAAAUUCAACGUAUGGGACGUCGGAGGGCAGGACAAAAUACGACCGCUUUGGAGGCAUUAUUAUACAGGCACUCAAGGUCUGAUAUUCGUAGUGGACUGCGCCGACCGGGACCGCAUCGACGAGGCGCGGCAGGAGUUGCACCGGAUCAUCAAUGACCGCGAGAUGCGCGACGCCAUUAUACUCAUCUUCGCCAAUAAGCAGGACUUGCCUGACGCAAUGAAACCACACGAGAUUCAAGAGAAGUUAGGCCUGACGCGCAUACGGGACCGCAACUGGUACGUGCAGCCGUCGUGCGCGACGUCAGGCGACGGGCUGUACGAGGGGCUCACGUGGCUCACGACCAACCACAAGUUAUGAGCUGCGGAGUAGGCGGUGCCAGCCGCCUCCAGCAUGCACGGUGACGAUUUCGAUGCCAUUUAUUAUAAGUAUGCUGCGUCCGUGCUUGCCGGGUCCGCGAUGUGGGAGUAACCAGUGAGCCAUCAGUGUCGGCUGUCGAUGGACUUAGUGAGGUGCACAGACAUUCGCGCAGUGAACCUAAAGACGUUGCAUAGUUAGUCUAACAAGUGAACUAUUGGCUGAAACAACACAACACUACCCCACUCGACCCCACGUGAACGCAUAGUCACUUCACGUGUACAGUGACACGAGACCUUGACCCUAAAGGUGAACGCACACUUAUACGAUCCGAACGAGUCGAAUGAAACAAAUUUUAGAACUGUAUAUGAAAUCUCACGAAACCUCGCACACUUCCCGGCGUCGAAUCGUAAGUGUGAGAGGUUUCAUAUACAGAAUUCUAAAAUUCGUUUCGUUCGACUCGUUCGGCUCGGAUAAGUGUGCGUCAAUCUUAAAUUUCACUUGUACAGUAUGCAAAAAAAGUAAAAAUUAAAAAUGUACUAAAAACACUGUGUAAUCUUUCCUACAGUAUGCAAAUAUUGCAAUAAACGUGUUAAAUACGGACAUAUGUGUUUUAUUUGCAUACUGUCAAAACAAUCACAAAUUUUGGAAGAGAAAAUUUGGAAGAAGAAAUAUUUUUUUUGAUAUAGGCAUCAUCCCAAUUGCCAUAUGGACUUGUCGCGAACUAUACCUAUACUGUGAAGUGAAAGACACUCUGUGUUGUUUUUGGACAAUACCCAACGACACGGUCUCAGUUUCUGGCGUGGCGGGGGCAAGGUGUUUGCAAAUGUGCACACUACUCGUUGAGUGGAAGGUGUGUUGCGUAAUUUGUUUCUAACACUCGUGCCAAUCAAUUGACGAAUCGAAAAUAGCGGUGCUUAUCAUUCCUUCUCACUCGCACAGUAUAGUGUGUAUGUGAGAGAGAAUGAUUAACACUGCCGUUUUCCAUUCGUUUUUGGCAAGGGUUACACCAUAGUAUUGUCACACAAAUAAGAAAUCAAUUAUUCCAUUAUUUAAACGAAAAAAAAAAAAAAUUUAGAGCUUUGUUGUAUCGAAACAUUUGAUUAUUAUUUUUUUAUGUUAUUUACUUACUUAAAUUAAUAAAAAGGAAAUGAUUACAUAGAGUAAAAAUGAUUUUUCUAUUAUUAGUUUAAUGUUUACCUCCAAUUUUUUUGUAGGAUAGUAUGGCAGUACAGAGUUUUAUAAAGAGUGGUAUUUAACAAUUUCCGACCGAUAUAUUUUUUUUAAAGAAUAUUAGCCAUGCUAAGCAUGACUAAACUCCCUUUCCCCUCCAAUUAAGCGUAAAGCUUGUGCCAGGAGUGGGUACGACAAUAGUGCAACGGGUGGGGUUUGAACCGCCGACCUUUCAGAAUUCAGUCCGCUCCUCAACCGUUGAGCUAUCGAGGCUAUAUUCGAAUGUUUCUGUCUGUAUGUGGUUCUCAAGGAAGUGUCUGUUUUCUUAAUAAUGUCUUUAACACACCGGCGCUUUCGCACCUGAGGUACUCUGUAUGCAUUGACGCCACAGCUAAUAAGGCAUUAAUCAAAGUAGGUUAAGGCUAGUUUGAAUACGUUUUCGUACUUUGACUCGUGCACGCAGGAACAAUACCGAACUUCCAAAUACUAUGGGAGCGCGCAAAGUGAGUGUAAGUACGACUAACUCGCCUAACGAAUUAUUUGCGCGAGUCAAAUCAGUUCAAUGUGCGACUAGCUUUAGGCGUGGGAAUACGUCGGUAUGCAAGAGGUAUUAAUUAAUCCCGAUGUCUUACCAUAACAUGAUAUAAACGGACUUAAAAUACAUUUAUCCCUAACCACGCAUAAUAUGUUAAGUUUUUGUGGUAUCUCCUACUUUUGACAUUUUCAUAUUUUUUAAACUUUAAUACAAAAAACUUCUUUUCUCAUCAUAUCUCAAUCUAUCGCUGGCCCACUACUAAACACAGGUCUCCUACCAUAAUGAGAAGUUCAUUGUGCAAGUGGUCAAGUGUGGAUUGGCAAACUUCAAACACCUUUCAGAACAUUUUUGAGAAUUCUCAAGCAUGCAAGUUCCCUCACGAUGUUUUCCUUCAUUAUUGCUAAGUGAUAACUUAAUUGCUUAAAAAGCAUAUUAUGUAACUCUUAAAAAGUUAAAGGUUUAUACCUGGGAUUGAAACUCAGAUCCGCCGAAUAGAAACAUCUUAACCACUAGUCUAUGAGCGCUUUUUUUUAAAUAUUUCUUGUCAAAUACCACUCUUAAUAAGUUAUGAAUAAUCGAUAUGAUUGUGGCGAAUGGAUGGUUCAAUACGAGUAUUUAUAAUAAAGCAAUAACGAAAGCACGCCUGCGUAAAUAUACCUAGUAUAAUAUUGUACAGUAGCUUAUCUGAAUUGGUAUGCAAAUAUACAGUAGAUUUUGACUCGAGACAGACUGAACUUUUGGUGUGUUACAAAUGGUAUAUCGUGCAUACAUUUUGAGAUCACACUCUCCAUUCAUGUCAAAAGUACGAUUUUAGUCCUUAAUUUAUAGGCGAACCGUACUUUUUACAUGACAGUUGACACAUAGCUAAAAUGGCGAAUGAAAUCUGAAAUGUACACACUACUUUCGUUUUUCUUAGAUUGCUCAAAAGGUAAACAAGUAGCGUCUCACUGAAAUGCGUAAGAGGCGCACUAUACGCGGCCCAUACGACCUUUUAACCGCGAACUGACAGUGAAAUCAUGAAACUAGUGAAAAACCUAAUUCCAGUAGGUCCAAAGCGCGGAACAUAAAUCGCUUACGCAUUUCUCCAAGAAGGUUUCUCCAAUUUCUUUAUCUUUUAAGCAAAUUAAGGAAAACUGAAAUAUACUUAUAUCGUAACCGACCGUUGAAAUUAUGCAUGUAAAUCCUAUUAGAGAAUAGCUUUACUUUGAUUUAAAUGAUAGGUACAAAAAGUAUAAUUGGAACUCUCUAGAAAAACCAUAGGUAGCAUUUCCGACAUAGGAUUAGAUUUUUGGACAUAAAUGUUUCAAUUCUUCACUUUGGCACACAUUUGGUCUGCUGAAAGUUAAGGGUGUUUUGUUUCAUCGAAGUUGUUAUGACAAUACGGAUCCUAUAAUCGGUAAUGUACCUACGCCUGGAGGGCUAACACAGAAUUUAUGAUUGUCACAUUGCGACUAUCGCAAUUGUUGUGAUUGGCUGAAUUUAUGUCAUUCUUGUUGCAAAUGUGUAUUCUAGUAUCAAUUCUAGGCUAUAACAAUAAGUGUCGGCCAAUCAGAGUUAAUUGCGAUCGUCCAUUGUAGAUGUUAAACUUGAUGUUAAUCGUACUGAUAUUGGUUACUGUUACAAAAUAUAGUCUCAAAAUUUGUGAGUAUUAAUGAAGGUUUGAAUGUGUUGUAUGUAUGAUUUAAUUUCCAAAACAUUGUAAAUUUUGAUGUUGCUUUGCAAAUAAAAUCAUUACUUCAGUUUUUAUAAGUAUGUUAAAACGCUUGAUUUGCUUUACUUAGCUUUUUGGUGUGAUUUCGAGUAAACUAGAGAUACAUGGGACCACCUGGAUCUAUGGUUUUCAAUAUGAUUUUAAAGGUGAUCGUACAUCUUGUAAGUUUUCAAGUGAAAAGACGUGACGCAAAAAUUAGGUAAUUCUAGGAUUUUAUGGAUCUCUCAUAAAUCUAUAUACUUACAUCUAUAUGGAUAGAGCACCCCUAAUAGCUACAUAUCACUGUCCCACUUUGACAGCAGAGGGAGAGCGAGACAACAAAACACUAGCAAAUUAGAGUGAGAGGUCGGACACCAGUGGUCCGAAGUCUGACUCUAUAGUUGAAGUGGGAUAGCGAUAAGUAGGUAUUAGAAGCACUUGAUCCACCUUUAGUAAUACAUUCGUGGGAUUUCCAUAAAAUUGGAUGUCGAUGUCGUGGUAUGACAUCUGUCACUAGUUGGCUUGAAAAGUUACGUUAGGGCUUCACCACAGAUCCCAAUUUCUUAUAGAAUUUUUUUUUUAUACUUUGAUAUUGUAGAUUUUUCACUGUUCCGACCAUGGACUUGGAGUAGCUACUAGGUACCGCAAGCUGUCUAUCCAGGCGUACCCGAAGUUUGAACCAAGUGCGUUUCUGUUUUCAUUUCACUGUCAAUAGAAUAGAAUAGAAAUAGAAGGUGCAGCAGAGGUCGUCUAUCGGUUGAUGAUAAUGAGGUCCAUCUCUUUCUCAUUGCUCUUUUCAAAUACGAAAAAUCGAUCCUCUCUCUUAUCGAAGUCUUUUGGCUCACUGACGCGAGGCAAUUGUAACUUGUGACGCCUAUGCGAUGACUUAAUGACUCCCAUGAUGUUAUCCUAGCUAGGAAAAAAUAGGCACGGUUACUAUUUAAUGAACAUGCGGCAUCUAGCUACCCAAAGUCCAUGGUUCCGAAUACUUUUUUUUAUUGUUAUUUAAAAAAAUUAUGUAAUGUUGAAUACUUUUUGUGCUUUAUUUAUUUAUUCAAGUAUGUAUUUUGUUUUUGUAUGCUCAAUGGUCAAUGUAAGUGCUGAACGCAAAAAUCGAAUAUAAAAAAGUUGACGAAGAUAAUAUUAUAUUUUAUUUAUGAUACUACACUUUCCACAAAGCAAGUUUCUUUAGUAAAAGCUUUAUUGUUGACUGUGUUACACGACUAAUUUCUUUUAUUUUUGUAAUUUAUUUAUAGAUUAAAUAUAUUAAAACAUAUUAACAUCAAAGUCGUCCAAUUGUAAAAAAAUAUUCUGAAGAAAUUCAGUAUAUGUAUAUUUUGUAUGUUAAGAUAAAUAAAAAAUGUUAUUUUCAAAGUAUUGGAAAAGUGAAUAUACUAUUAUGGCGUAUUAGUUGAGGGCUUCCGUAAAUUACAGACUCAGGGUUCAACUGGCAAACUAGGGCUGCCAAAAUUUCUUUUGACCGAUAAUAAUCUGCAUCGUUGAAUUGCACCCGAUCUUUCUUAGCUUAGUUUGUACUAGUUAUAUAAGUGCAAUGGCUAAACUAUCAUUCGAUCAAAAGUUUGUGGUUUACGAGAGCUCUACAAAAGAAACGUCUCGUCCAGACUGACUGGCGACUAGAUAAUUCAUAGAAAUGAUUUCUGUAUGUUAAACGUUCCUACUAAAGCUACUACACAUUGGACGAACGCGCUCGGCCAGUCCAUUUGGAGUCCUUUAAUAUGUAUAAAAAGGCUACCAACAUGUUCCACAAAGUAGUCAAACCAAACAUGACACUGGCUGCAAGCUAUUAUACAACACAUAAAGUUUGUGGGCACUACCGAAUCAUUGCGUAUAUUUGUUCCAUUGCCUUGCCGGUUUAAACAUUGGCUGGCACUCGCCGAAUGCGUUGACCUUAUGUGUACUGGAGGCAUUACAAUUUACAAGUGGCUGUACAAGUCCCGGGUAGUUCAGUCAGUCUGUGCAGGUCCUAGGAAUUGAGUUCACAAAAAUUAAUUAAAUUAUGUAUUUAGUUAUAUUUGAUUAGGUAUUAUUAAUAAAAGUGCAAUGUUUUGAGCACUGGAGGUAUAAAAAUGUAUGAUUUAUGAUUUUGAAUCGUUUUUCAGUUGUAUCGGCUGGUUGUAAAUUAUAUCGAACGGCGUGUGGUUGAGUUGCAGUCUGCUGUAUAAUAUUUGUAGAAAGUUAUUCAAUAUAAAUUCACACUUAUAA